AUGUCAUCUUUCAACAAAGAAAUAGAGGCAGCAAAAAAGAAAAUUACAGCAGCGGGUACAAAGAUACGAAUCACCAGGAAAGGCCAGAAGGGACAUGAUACUGCAAAUAUAGAAACUAGAAGCCAGUCCAAGGCAGGAGAAGCAGGAACAAGCAAGGAACAACAACAAACCCAAGAGACAAAUUCAGGACAACAAGAAGAGGAACCCGAGACGGUUGAGAAUCAGAAACAGCAAGCAAGCGAGGAACCAGUAGCGAGUACAAGCAAAAAAGAGGAAGGACAAGUACUCAACGAACCAGAGAACGAGACUCAAGAAAACGAAAACCUAGACCACGAAAGCCGGAAGGCGAAGUGGAUGGAAAGAACCAAACACAAAUACUACUGGGGUGACUCAGAUCGAGCAGACGAGAUGCUCAGAGCAUUUAAUGCAGUGUACGGAGGCGAGCAUCCUACGCAACAAGACCGAGACAACGUAACAGACAACGUCAGAAACGUUGCCGGCAACAAACGUGCUAGAUCUCCAGCGGAUCCACCAAAUACACAACGCGUAAGCCAACGCCCACGCACAGAGUCCCUGGUACCAGGCGGCGAGAGCGAGAGCGAGGAGGAACAUACCUUGGUCACAAAGAAGACGCCUAUGGACUCUAAAAAACCAGCAGCCAAAGCGAAAAAAACCUGCAGAGCCCAAAGACCUUCAGACAGACGAAGAACCCAACAACGAAGAAGGGGAUGA
Molecule: messenger RNA, 732 nt
Organism: Melampsora larici-populina 98AG31
Lineage: Eukaryota; Fungi; Basidiomycota; Pucciniomycetes; Pucciniales; Melampsoraceae
Exons: 2
Coding region: 1-732 (243 amino acids)
Source: RefSeq, a predicted model, not a curated record